Molecule: messenger RNA, 555 nt
Organism: Haemonchus placei
Lineage: Eukaryota; Metazoa; Nematoda; Chromadorea; Rhabditida; Trichostrongylidae
Source: the annotation of a GenBank genome assembly
AUGGCUCUCGUUGAAAUUGCCGAGGUACUCGCUCGCUAUGCCUCUAUCUGCCAACAAAAUGGAUUGGUCCCUAUUGUGGAGCCGGAAAUUCUUCCAGAUGGAGAGCAUGACAUCCAUAGAUGCCAGAAGAUCACCGAAACUGUCUUGUCUUACUGUUACAGAGCCCUCAACGACCAUCACGUCUAUCUUGAAGGAACACUACUGAAACCGAAUAUGGUAACUGCUGGGCAAGCAUUCAAAGGCACCAAGCCUUCUCAUGAUGAAAUUGCUCUGGCUACCGUGACAGCCCUACAGCGAGCAGUUCCCGCAGCUGUUCCUGGAGUAGUGUUCCUCUCGGGAGGACAGUCCGAAGAGGAUGCCACUCUCAACUUGAACGCCAUGAACAAGCUUCAAACGAAGAAACCAUGGGCGCUUACAUUCUCAUACGGUCGAGCUCUACAGGCAUCGGCCAUGGCAAAAUGGUCCGGAAAAGAUGAGAACGUNGCAGAUGGAGAGCAUGACAUCCAUAGAUGCCAGAAGAUCACCGAAACUGUCUUGUCUUACUGUUACAGGUAG